Molecule: messenger RNA, 2548 nt
Organism: Ruditapes philippinarum (Manila clam)
Lineage: Eukaryota; Metazoa; Mollusca; Bivalvia; Venerida; Veneridae
Product: organic cation transporter protein-like
Exons: 6
Coding region: 1214-2548 (444 amino acids)
Biological process (GO): transmembrane transport
Cellular component (GO): membrane
Molecular function (GO): transmembrane transporter activity
Source: RefSeq, a predicted model, not a curated record
UUGUUACAAUGUUUAAGUAGCACCUUUUUAAUUUAAGUUCGUUUUUUACUUUAAUCUUCUAUAUUUAUGGUUUAAAUUUAGUUAUUUUAUAAUUUAUCUGCUAUUAACGCAUUAAAAAUAUUGCAAAUAUUUUUGUUUUAAUAUGGUGCACAUUCUUAUCAAUCCAUACCCUAUCAUACAGUGAAUUUUAAUACAUUUGAAACAAGAAGUAUCUUUAAAAAGAUACUCGGCCGAAGUCAAACUUGUUAUCUUGCAUAGGAUAAGAUACUACUAACCAUGCUUACCGCAAACAGAACAUUUUAUUCGUCCUCAAUAGUUUUAUUUAAGUUCAUUUUUCUCCAUUAAUUGUCAUCUAAGAUUUAAACAAUAUUACUUUCAUUAUUUGAUUUUAAUCAAAAUGGAAUUUGAUUUGAUUAGGAAUUUAUAACAAAACAAAGAUUUAGUAGAUAAUGCACACUAAUUCCGAGGAGAAUUUGGAACUGUAAAUUAGUCGAAAGUUCGUUUAAAUAAUCUUAUGCCCGGUUCGAGAAGAGAAUUUAAUGACUAGAACAGCUUAGAAAAGAAACCUAAUCGAACGCAAAAGUAUCAAAAAGGCGAUCUGUCAUAUUUAUUUUCAUAUAAUUAUUGAAAAGCUGUUAGAAACAUCUAGAAAAUAUCAUUAUUGUGUUUUUAUAUUUAUUCUGACUUCUUUCUUUUUCAAACACUUAUUGCCAUCGCGCAAUCGAACAGACCUCUACCUAUAACGGAUGCUCUUCUAAAAUAUCAAUCGAACAGGCUAUUAUUGUUAAAAUGACCAAUUGAAAUUCUGCCUAUAUUCAUUUCUUUACUUUUAAUUUUAGCGGAAGUCAAGGUUCAGACGGCCUUAGGUCGAAAAAAAAGAUAAAUGUAAAUUUUGCAAGCUAAUGUGAUCCUAAAAUUUAAAAUGUAAAUACAUGUAUAUUGGCAAAAUGAUGUUACAGCUAUUUUAUGCUUAAUAAAUUAAAGAUUUUGUCUAUACAGUUACAAAAAGCCGAUUUUAAUUCUUUAUUCAGACAAAAUAUUUUUAUUGAUAAUGGGGAAAAAUUGACACUAUUUUUUAUUUUUUGUCUCUUAUUCCUAGCAGGCUGCAUUGAAAUAUAAAAGAAUGUACUUGUAUUUGUGCAUUUUUUUGGAAUAAGAUGAAUGGUUAAACUUAUGAUUAAUAUUUUGUUACAUACCCACUAGUACGUAAAAUAUGCCUACCCAAGCUAAGGAUGGAGAAAGUAGUCACGUCAGUCCGGACAAAAUUAUUGAAGAUAUUGGCGGAUGUGGUCGGUUUCAGGUACGCAUGGCAAUAGUUGUUCAUCUCAUCAAGACAAUAAUCUGCUUCACAUUUACUGGAAUGAUUUUCAUAUCAAAGACGCCAGCGUGGUGGUGUGAGGAUGAAAUGAUUGGAAAGAAUAUGACGUCAUGUAUUGCUGACGUAAACGGGACAUCAUUUGAUUUCUGUCCGAAGAAAGCGUGUAAUAUAAAUGGAGCGGCGUGUUCUAGAGUGAAUUUUGAUAGAAGCCUUACAACAGUAGCCACUGAGUUCAAUCUUGUUUGUGAUCAAGACUUUAUUCCAAGUACGAUCAGCUCAGUACAAAUUGCUGGUACACUUGUUGGCAAUAUUGCUGCGGGACAAAUUGCCGAUUUAAUUGGGCGCAAACCACCAUUUUUUGCAUCAAUUCUUCUUAUUUUCUCAUUUAAUAUUGUCGGCUAUUUUUCAUCAAGUUGGCAAGUAUUCGCAGUUGCACGAUUUUUCCUUGGCAUUGGCUGUGGUUUCUUUCUGACGACACAAUAUUGUUUCCUUUCGGAAUUUUCUCUGGCACGUUGGCGUGUUUGGAUAGUGGGGUUCCCUUCAUGGCCUAUUCAGGCAGGUGUGUUUUCCCUGUUGGCAUGGCUGUUACAUGACUGGCGAUACAUACAACUAAUGACGGCUCUUUGUGCUAUUCCAUGUCUUCUUGCAUGGUUCGCAUUGCCAGAAAGUUUCCGUUGGUACAUAGCCCAUGAUAAACCAGAGAAGGCAGCUCAAAUCAUUACACGCAUAGCCAAAUAUAACAAGCAUGAAGAAUCCGAUAUAGACAAAGUUCUAGAUAACCAGGAAGAGCAAGAAGAUCAGAAAUACACAGUGUUACAUUUGUUCAAAUCAAGAUACUUGACAAAAAUAACGAUUCUUCUGUCAUUCAGUUGGUUUGCCCUUGGUGUUGUGAAAUAUGGAAUUGAAUUUGGGAUCCAGGAACUUUCUGGAAACAUUUAUUUAAAUGUUUUCCUAUUUAGUAUUGUUGGUAUUCCAGGCAAAGCAGUAGCGCUCUGGCUUCAAAACAGGUUUGGUCGAAGAGCAACAUCGGUUAUAUGUUUUAUAGUUGUUGCUGUAGGUGGAUUUGUUGUCGGAUUUGUACCGACGUUUAAUGCACCGCACAAGGACGAACUGACCAAUGGGUUUGCCCUGGUAGCCAACAUGGGUAUAACUAUGGCAUGGGGACCAGUACAGACGAUGACCAUUGAAUUGUACCCCACUGUCAUCAGGUACUUCUAUCUUAGAUUGUGA